CCUCACCCCUCCCACCCUGUGGUCACAUGGGGGCACGGAUUAGAGCCUAAUCUGCCCAGUGCUCAGCACUGCAGUCUGGCUGUGGGGUGGGCUUGUGGACUGAGCUAGCCUGGGACCUGGGAGAAGGGCCUGGAGAGGGGUGCCCACAGCCUCCCCCCAUGAGCUUGGGGCUGGGGGCGUCAUUGGAGGCCCAGCUGGCACUGGAGACCGUUAUCCAGACACUGGGGAGCAGCGUCCUGGGGCCGGGUCAGGAGACCGGCCUGAGUGUGCAGGACCCGGCCCAGGACUGUCAGCCCGCCCACCUGCCUGCUCUCCUCAGGGAAAUCGUCACCCGAAACUUCUCCAAGCCUGAGAGCCCAGCCCUGCUGUCGGCCACAGAGAUGGCAUCAAUGCUGUCGCUGCAGGAGGAGAACCAGCUGCUGCAGCAGGAGUUGUCCCGCGUGGAGGACCUGCUGGCCCAGAGCCGUGCCGAGCGUGAUGAGCUGGCCAUCAAGUACAACGCGGUCAGCGAGAGGCUGGAGCAGGCUGUGCGUCUGGAGCCUGGGGAGCUGGAAACACAGGAGCCCAGGGGGCUGGUACGGCAGAGCGUGGAGCUGCGGAGGCAGCUGCAGGAGGAGCAGGCCUCCUACCGGCGAAAGCUGCAGGCCUACCAGGAGGGCCAGCAGCGGCAAGCCCAGCUCGUGCAACGGCUGCAGGCCAAGAUUCUCCAGUACAAGAAGAAGGGCUCAGAGCUGGAGCAGCAGCUGUUGGAGAGAUCCACAGAGCUGGAGCAGCAGCGGCUGAGGGACACAGAGCACAGCAGAGACCUGGAGAGCGCCCUCAUCCGCCUGGAGGAGGAGCAGCAGAGGAGCAGCAGCCUGGCCCAGGUGAACGCUAUGCUCCGAGAGCAGCUGGACCAGGCGAGCUCAGCCAAUCAGGCUCUGAGAGAGGACAUACGCAAGGUGACCAGUGACUGGUCACGCAGCCGCAAGGAGCUGGAGCAGCGGGAGGUGGCGUGGAGGCGUGAGGAGGAGUCCUUCAACGCCUACUUCAGCAGCGAGCACAGCCGCCUGCUCCUCCUCUGGAGGCAGGUUGUGGGGAUCCGGCGGCUGGUCAACGAGGUGAAGAUGUCUACCGAGAGGGAUCUGCUGCAGCUGGGAGGGGAGCUGGCCCGGACCUCACGAGCCGUCCAGGAAGCGGGCCUGGGGCUGAGCGCGGGCCUGCAGCUGGCCGAGAGCCGGGCCGAGGCAGCCCUGGAGAAGCAGGCGCUGUUGCAGGCCCAGCUGGAGGAGCAGCUGCGGGGCAAGGUGCUGCAGGAGGAGGGCCUGGCCCAGCUGCAGAUGCAAAGCAACCUGGACAAGGCCGACCUCAAUGCCAGAGUGACAGAGCUGGCCCUGACAGUGGAGCGCCUUCAGAACCAGAACCUGGAGAAGGACCAGGUCAACAAGGCCCUCACUGAGAAGCUUGAGGCCCUGGAAGCCCUGCAGCUCCAGGAGCAGCCCGCCCUGGACACAGAGGAGGGCGAGGGGCUGCAGCAGACCUUGAGGGACCUGGCACAGGCCGUUCUGUCUGACAUGGAGAGCGGUGUCCAGCUAAGUGGCUCCGAGCACACCGCUGAUGCGUCAGACGGCAGUCUGCGGGGGCUCUCGGGCCCCCGGACCCCAUCCCCGUCGAGGCGCUCCUCGCCCGGCCGCGGUCGCUCCCCGCGCCGAGGCCCAUCCCCAGCCUGUUCCGACUCCUCCGUGCUCGCCCUGAUCCACUCCGCCCUGCACAAACGCCAGCUACAGGUCCAGGACAUGCGUGGGCGCUACGAGGCCAGCCAGGACCUCCUGGGCACACUGCGGAAGCAGCUUAGUGACAGCGAGGGUGAGCGCCGUGCCCUGGAGGACCAGCUGCAGCGUCUGCGGGACAAGACCGAUGGGGCCACCCAGGCCCAGGAGGAAGCCCAGCGCGAGGCCCAGCGUCUGCGGAGUGCCAUCGACCUCCUGAACAGGGAGAAGGACAGCCUGGCCCAUAGCCUGCAGGCGGCCCAGCAGCAGGCUGAGGAGCUGCGGCAGGAGCGGGAGAAGCUGCAGGUGACACAGGAGGAGCUGCGGCGCCAGCGGGACCAGCUGGAGGAAGAGAAGGAGGACACUGAGCAGGAUUGUGCGCGGGCACGCAGGGAGCUCGAGCGGAGCAUCAGACAACUGGAGCAGCUGGAGGUGAAGCGCUCGGGGCUGGCGAAGGAGCUGGUGGAGGUGAGGGAGGCGCUGAGCUGUGCCACGCUGCAGCGGGACAUGUUGCAGGCUGAGAAGGCCGAGGUGGCCGAGGCGCUGACCAAGGCUGAGGCUGGCCGCACGGACCUCGAGCUCGCGAUGACCAAGCUGAGGGCGGAGGAGGCCUCUUUGCGGGACGCCUUGUCCAAGCUGAGUGCCCUCAACGAGAGCCUCGCGCAGGACAAGCGGGGCCUGAACCACCUCGUCGCCCAGCUGGAGGAGGAAAAGGCAGCGCUGCUGGACCAGCAGCGGCGAGUGGAGCAGGAGGCCACCCUGGCGAGGGAGGAGCAGGAGCGGCUGGAGCAGCUGCGGCUGGAGCAGGAGGUGGAUCGACAGGGCCUGGAGGGCUCCUUGCGGGUGGCAGAGCAGGCCCGGGAGGCCCUGGAGCACCAGGUCCCCGCACUGCGCCAGGAGCGCUGCCGGCUGCAGGAGCAGCUGGCCCAGCUCUCCCGACAGCUGAGCGGGCGGGAGCAUGAGCUGGAGCAGGCACGGCGGGAGACACAACGGCAGGUAGAGGCGCUGGAGCGGGCUACCCGGGAGAAGGAGGCGCUGGCCAAGGAGCGGGCCGGUCUGGCUGUGCAGCUGGCGGCAGCUGAGCGUGAAGGCCGGACCCUAUUGGAGGAAGCCACACGCCUGCGCUUGGAGAAGGAAGCCCUGGAGAGCAGCCUGUUCGAGGUGCAGCGGCAGCUGGCCCAGCUCGAGGCCCGUCGGGAGCAGCUGGAAGCUGAUGGGCAGGCCCUGCUUCUGGCCAAGGAGGCCCUGACUGGAGAACUGGCAGGCCUCCGGCAGCAGAUGACAAUGGCAGAGGAGAAGGCGGCCCUGGACAAGGAGCUGACGGCCCAGAAGCUGGCGCAGGCUGAGCGGGAGGCCCAGGCCUCCCUGCGGGAGCAGCGGGCAGCCCACGAGGAGGACGUGCAGCGACUCCAGCGAGAGAAGGAGGCAGCAUGGCGGGAGCUGGAGGCAGAACGGGCCCAACUGCAGAGUCAGCUGCAGCGGGAGCGGGAGGAGCUGCUGGCCCGGCUGGAGGCCGAGAAGGAGGAGCUGAGCGAGGAGAUCGCUGCCCUGCAGCAGGAGCGGGACGAGGGCCUCCUCCUGGCUGAGAGUGAGAAGCAGCAGGCCCUGUCGCUAAAGGAGUCUGAAAAGACGGCGCUGACGGAGAAACUGGUGGGUACACAGCACAGCCUGACCGCCAUCUCCCUGGAGAUGGAGCGACAGAAGCGAGAUGCUCAGAGCCGGCAGGAGCAGGACCGGGGCACCAUGAACACCCUGACAUCCGAGCUGCGGGACCUGCGGGCCCAGCUUGAGGAGGCUGCCGCGGCCCAUGCUCAGGAGGCGAAGAGGCUGCAGGAGCAGGCCCGAGACCUGGGCCGGCAGCGGGACUCCUGCGUGCGCGAGGCAGAGGAGCUUCGGACUCAGCUACGCCUGCUGGAGGAUGCCCGUGAUGGGCUGCGGCGGGAGCUGCUGGAGGCCCAGCGCAAGGUCCGGGAGAGCCAGGAUGGCCGCGAGGCCCAGAGGCAGGAGGCGGCCGAGCUGCGGCGCAGCCUGGGUGAGGGUGCCAAGGAGCGUGAGGCCCUGCGGCGGUCCAACGAGGAGCUGCGGGCUGCCGUGAAGAAGGCCGAGAGCGAGCGGAUCAGCCUGAAGCUGGCCAAUGACGACAAGGAGCAGAAACUGGCGCUCCUCGAAGAGGCUCGGGUGGCCAUGGGCAAGGAGGCCGGCGACCUGCGGGCCGGGCUGCAGGAGGUGGAGCGCUCUCGGCUGGAGGCCCGGAGGGAGCUGCAGGAGCUCCGGCGGCAGAUGAAGAUGCUGGACAGUGAGAACGCCAGGCUGGGCAGGGAGCUGGUGGAGCUGCAGGGCCGCCUGGCACUUGGCGAGCGGGCAGAAAAGGAGGGACGAAGGGAAGCCCUGGGCCUCCGACAGAAGCUGCUGAAGGGCGAGGCCGGCUUGGAGGCCUUGCGACAGGAGCUCCAGGGAGCCCAGCGGAAGCUGCAGGAGCAAGAAGGCGAGUUCCGAGCCCGCGAGCGAGGCCUGGUAGGCAGCCUGGAGGAGGCGCGCAGCGCGGAGAAGCAGCAGCUGGACCACGCGCGCAGCCUGGAGCUGAAGCUGGAGGCGGCUCGGGCCGAGGCUGCGGAGCUGGGCCAUCCAGGCGUCAUGGUCUGGGUGGGAGCAGGCAUUGGAGCCCCACGAGGGUGGGAUGAAUUCACGCCAACACAGUCCCAGGGAGAGAAGGAAACAGCAUGUACGAAGGCCCUAGUGCUGGAAGAGGGAAUAUUCUGGAACAUGGAGCUGAGGGUGAUGGGGAGUGGCCAGCUUGUAAAGGGGGACCCGGUUUGUGCUACGGGCUCACGUAGGCUGCUGGGCAUACCAGGGUUGGGGGAAAUGUGUCGGGAGCCUGCAGGCACCAUCCCGGCAGGAGAGGCCAUGGCUCCUGCACCCCUGAGCAGGUCUCCUCCUCCAGGAAGUGGGGACGGGCCCAGCAGCCCCAGCCCCUUGGAACGUAGCCCUGGAUCUGAGCCACCGUCCCCAGGACCUGCUACCUCCCCGACAUCUCCAGACCUGGACCCAGAGGCCGUGCGGGGGGCCCUCCGGGAUUUCCUGCAGGAGCUGCGGAGCACCCAGCGAGAACGGGAUGAGUUUCGGGCCCAGACCAGUGCCCUGAGUCGCCAGCUGGUGGAGAUGGAGGCCGAGAGGGACAGCGCAACCUCGAGGGCAAGGCAGCUGCAAAAGGCUGUGGCCCAGAGUGAGGAAGCUCGGCGCAGCGUGGACGGGCGCCGGGCUGCCCUCGACCAGGUGGCCGCCCUGGAGAGGAGCCUGCAGGCCACUGAGAGUGAGCUCCGGGCCAGCCAGGAGAAGAUCAGCAAGAUGAAGGCCAAUGAGGGGAAGCUGGAGAGUGACAAGCGGCGCCUGAAGGAGGUGCUGGACGCCUCCGAGAGCCGCACCAUCAAGCUCGAGCUGCAGCGGCGCUCGCUCGAGGGGGAACUGCAGCGCAGCCGCCUGGGCCUGAGCGACCGGGAGGCCCAGGCCCAGGCCCUCCAGGAGCGGGUGGACUCCCUGCAGAGACAGGUGGCAGACAGCGAGGUGAAGGCAGGGACUCUGCAGCUGACAGUGGAGCGGCUGAACGGGGCCCUGGCCAAGGUGGAGGAGAGCGAGGGGGCCCUGCGUGACAAGGUGAAGGGCCUGUCGGAGGCCCUGGCCCAGAGCAGCGCCAGCCUCAGCAGCACCCAGGACAAGAAUCUGCAACUGCAGAAGGGCCUGACGGCCUGCGAACAUGACCGCCAAGUGCUCCAGGAACGGCUGGAGGCUGCUCGACAGGCGCUGUCCGAGGCCCGGAAGCAAAGUGGCGGCCUAGCUGAGCAGGUGCAGACGAUGCGGGGCGAGAUGGCGGACCUGGAGCUGCAGCGGGAGGAGGCUGAGGGCCAGUUACAACAGCUGCGGGAGGUGCUGCGGCAGCGGCAGGAGGCUGAGGCUGUGGCCCUGCACACGGUCCAGAAGCUGCAGGACGAGCGGCGGCGGCUGCAGGAGCGCCUGGCCCUGCGGCUGGAGAAGGACCGGGUGGCCCUCAAGAAGACGCUGGACAAGGUAGAGCGGGAGAAGCUCCGCAGCCAGGAGGACACAGUGCGGCUGAGUGCGGAGAAGGGCCGCCUGGACCGCACACUCACGGGGGCCGAGCUGGAGUUGGCCGAGGCCCAGAGGCAGAUUCAGCUGCUGGAGGCCCAGGUGGUGGUGCUGGAGCAGGACCAGAGCCCAGUCGAGCUGGAGGCACUGGAGGCAGAGGACCAGCAACAGCUGGAGCUGCAGCAGGAGGUCGAGCGCCUGCGCAGUGCCCAGGUGCAGACAGAACGCACCCUGGAGGCGCGGGAGCGGGCCCACCGGCAGCGGGUGCGUGGGCUGGAGGAGCAGGUGUCCACACUGAAGGGGCAUUUGCAGCAGGAGCUUCGGAGGAGCUCAGCGUCCUUCUCCCCCGCCUCUGGGCCCCCAGAGAAAUGAGCCCGUUCCCGGCCGGUACCUGGGGCAGGAGAGGGCCUCCUCUCCAGCACAACCCACUCAAAGCCUGGGCCUGUCGGGGCAGCCAGAGCUCAGAUGGGGUGAGGAUGAGCCGAGGUGGCAUUUCUGGGAGGUGGGGGACUCCAGUGCAGCUCCGACCCAGCAGUGGCUUCUCGGCAUCCUCAGGGCCAUGUGCCGUCUGUGGGCCCCCUCAGUCCGGCCCCCUCCCCGGGUGAGCCACUCCACACUCUACAAGGUCCUCGCUGAGGGGCUGAGCCGAAGCCAGGGUCAGGGUGGCCGGCCCUGAAGCAGGCCCCGGGAGCGUGGGCUCAUGGGAAGCAGGAGGGAUACCCAGGCCUAGGGCAGGGGUCAGAGACCCAGGCCCUGCCCUGGCUUCCCAGGGGUCUCUCUGCCUUAGUGCAGAGUGUUUGUCAGGAAAUCCCUUGGAGUUCAGAGUCCCUGUAUUUUUGUACCUUUUUAUAAUGUUAACUGUUCAGAAUUGUUUGUGUUUUUUUACAAGACCUUAUUUUC
This is a messenger RNA of Myotis davidii, 6746 nucleotides long. It is a transcript of the gene CROCC, whose product is annotated as ciliary rootlet coiled-coil, rootletin. The transcript is spliced from 40 exons. Lineage: Eukaryota; Metazoa; Chordata; Mammalia; Chiroptera; Vespertilionidae. Gene Ontology annotation, biological process: centrosome cycle. The record is from RefSeq and is a predicted model, not a curated record. Bases 159 to 6218 code for a protein of 2019 amino acids.